AUGAAGCUAGUGGUGGAGUUCAGCGAGAAAGCAAGCUGCUACGCAUCUUUGCAUGACAAGGAUGCUUCCGAGCUUUUCCGACCGCCGAGACGGGAGUUUUGCAGAACUUUGCGGCUCCAGCGUGCAGACGGAGAUGUAUUCGUGGGUUGGGUAGGUGAGCAUUCCCUCACCCCUGGCAGAUUGGUGCUUUCCAAACCAUUUGCAGAAUGCUUGGGCUUGGAAGAAGGAGAGCAGGUUGAUGCUUUUCCUCACCGAGCUCCCAUUGCCACAUCUGUCAUGGUACAGCCGAACAGCAUCGACGACUGGGAGGUCGUCGAGUUGCAAGCGAGCUUCAUUGAAGAGAACUUGCUGUCGCAGGUGGCAGUGCUGAUGCCAGGACUGAGCUUCCCGGUCUGGGUCCAUGGACAACUGGUCGCAAAGCUUCGUGUUGAUGCAGCAGAUUCGAAUAAGUCUGCCUGCUUUGUGCUGGGUCGCGACACGGAGCUGGCGAUCGAGUCGAAAAGGCGUUCGGUGGAUGCAGUUCCCAUCAUGGGGGACGGCACCGAGACGGCAGCCUUCGCUUCUUUCCGUGUCAUGUGUUUGGAUGAGGAGUCCUCGACCCCUGCGGGCAGAGUUUCCCAGGAGGAUUUGGACGACUUCUGUGGAGGUGGCUCGCAGAGUUGUCUUGCCUGGGUCAUGCCACCCGACGCCACCUCAACGAGAGAGAGAAGGCCUGCAGCUUCUGCACCUGGUGCACACUUGUUGCGCCUCACAGUGGACGUCAAGGUUCCCCGUGGACACAUCGCCCUCAGCGCCUGUUUGGCCACCUGGGCGAGGAUUCCAUGUUUCAGCGUGGUGACUGUCUGCUACUGUCACCAGGUGCCUGUGUUCAUGCCGCACAUUGAGCUGGUGCCCUGCUAUCCAGAGCACUGGGUCAACAGCGCUGUUGUUGGUUCUGCUGCUCGAGAAGAUGUUUGUUGGAUCCGAAGACGUUUCGAAGCCCUCAUCAAGUCCUGUGAGGGAAUUGACUUGGCGGAUGGCUCUGUCCUUCGUCUGCAAGCCGAACGACCGAGAGCUGCGGAAAAUGUGCCACCGGAAGCACGUGCAACGUCAAUAAGAUCGUCUGCAGGCGAGAGCAACCUGGAGGAGGUCGACUUGUACGACGACUUGUCGGACAUUGAGGACAUCUAUCAGCGGCAUUCGGACCCUCCCAUCUUUGUGGACGGUCUUGGUGUGUACGAGGUGGACCUUGGGCUUGACUUCGAUGUGAAGACUCAAAUUGAUUCAAUUUUCCCGAUGGGUGCAGCAGCCAAAGAGCACUGGGCCCUGGAAGAGAAUCCAGAGGUGGUUCUCGUGUACAUACGCUUUGCUGUGGGGGCAGCACGUGAUUUCAGGAGCGGUCCUGAGAAGCCUCCUUUCACCCGGAUCACUGCGGGUGGUCUGCUCGCGGGGGAACCGCGUGUGACCAUUGCCUGGGAGGAUGGUGAUCCUGUUCGUCACAAUGUGGAGCCACUAGGUGUGAUGUGGGCGGCGAUGCCAAUACAAGCUCCAGAGGAGUGGGCGGAGGUCAUGCAGCUUGUGCAUGCACCCUGCCAGAACUCCAUCGACACGACCAGUCUUUUCUCAGAGCCCUACUCCAGUCUGCAUCGAUACGUGGAGGCCUCCUUGGGAUGCCAUCUUCCCAUGCCGACGACCGAUGCACUGCCAUCCCAAUGCCCAGUGCUGCCUGGCAUCGUUGCUGUCGUUGGACCACCGGGGUCUGGCAAGUCAAGACUUUGUCAGAGGGUACUGGGUGACCUCGUGGAGGAAGGAGUUCUAUCUGUGCAGGUUGCUUGCAGCAAGCUUGGACCUGGGAGGAAGUUCAAGGCAGUGCAG
Messenger RNA from Symbiodinium necroappetens, 1854 nucleotides. NCBI's taxonomy places the organism in Eukaryota, Dinophyceae, Suessiales, Symbiodiniaceae. The record is from the annotation of a GenBank genome assembly.